AUGGGCACACAUAACGGUUGGUCGUUAAGAUAUGCAUUCUUUGCUGGUCUGUUAAUUGUCAUUUCCCUGUUGUACAUUUUUUACCACCCGAAGAUAAUUGGUAUUCAAAAACUGACUUGUCUCACUCCUGUUAAUGAAACAAAGAGAGAUCGACAUUUUCUUGAAGCAACCACAUCGGAGGGUUGCAACGUCGAUAAACUACUUUUACAAAAAUGUUCACAUUCAGAAUUCACCUCAACGACGGAUACUUUUAUUAAUGUCGAUGAUAUAUUGUAUGGUUAUGACGUUUUGUUUGAAAACGAUUAUUUGUUUACCGCUUCAUCCUGGUUAGGCGUACAAUAUCAGUCAACUCCAAAUGAUGCAAUGGUGUUUCAACAAUUAAUCUGGGGAAUCAAGCCCGAUCUGAUCAUUGACUUAGGGACGAAUUUUGGUGGUUCAGCAGUAUUCUUUGCAUCGAUCAUGUCAUUCCAUAGUGAGGCUGGGAUCGUUCUGACGAUUGAUCGCAAGUCGUUCACAAUGGAUUGGGUUUCCGAUAGAAGAACGUUGUGUAAAGAUUGUGUCAAUGCAACCGAUAAUAAACUAUGGAAAACAUAUUUUCAUUUCAUUCAAAGAUCUACAAAUGAUGUUAGUGUAUUAGCGGAAGUUAAAAAGUACGUGGCAAACGCAAGAACUGUGUUUAUAAGUCACGAUGCUGCUCAUGACUGCGAUUCAGUUUAUGAAGAUUUAUAA
Molecule: messenger RNA, 729 nt
Organism: Adineta ricciae
Lineage: Eukaryota; Metazoa; Rotifera; Eurotatoria; Adinetida; Adinetidae
Source: the annotation of a GenBank genome assembly